AUGACCACCGACACCCCCACCCACGCCAAGCCCCAGCUGACACUGCUGACUGGAGCAUGCGGCCUCGUCGGCUCGCGCACGCUGCAGCACCUGCACGCAAAGGGCUUCAACCUUGUCGCGACCGACAUUGUCCCGCCCAAGGAAGGCACGCUGCCGCCCGGCAUCCCGUUCAUCCAAGCCGACCUCACCAAGCCCGAGGACGUCGACAAGCUCUUCGACUACCCCGGACCCACUCCUUCAGCGAACGCCCCACCACCGGCCUACGACUUUGCAAUGUCGCACACCUCGAACGCCGAGCACCGGCCCACGGCGUUCGACGCGGUCGUGCACAUCUCGGCCAUUGCGUGGCUUCCCGCCGGCAAGACGCUCGACGCGCGCACAUGGCACGCGAACAACGUCGUCGGGAGCUACAAUGUCGUCCGGACCGCCGCGGAGCGCGGCGUGCGUAACAUCGUGCAGGCUAGUAGUAUGAACGCGCAGGGCGUGAGCUACACCAUUCCCGGACGGAACACGUUUGACGGGUUCCCGAUGAGCGAGGGAACGACGAGGCGACCGAUGGACCCGUACGGGCUCAGCAAGCACGAAGCCGAGAUCCAAGCCGACUCGGUCGCGUUCCUGUGCCCGUGGACGCGGAUCGCGACACUGCGGUACCACUUCGUGACGGAGAGCUACGAGACGGCCUGGCCGCUGAUCACGGCGCGUGAUGUCUUCUCCUGGGUGUCGUAUGACGCGUGUGCGCGCGCCGCCGAGUGUGCCCUCACGGCGCCGCCUGGCGCGUUCACCGGGCACGAGAUCUUCCAUAUCGUCGCGCCUGAGAUUGCGUGGGAGGGAGGGUUGGAGGAGGUGGAGAGGCGCAAGGUUGGCGACGCGGUCGGGGAGAGGCCGGGCACGGUCGAUCUGCUGCGCCGGUACUGGCCUGGCAUUCGCAUUGACGAGGCGUACUGGGCCUCCAACCCGCGCCGCGCGGUCUGGAUGAGCGACAAGGCAGAGCGCGUGCUAGGGUGGAAGCAUGACGGCUAG
Messenger RNA from Vanrija pseudolonga, 1020 nucleotides. Its product is annotated as UDP-glucose 4-epimerase. The coding region runs from base 1 to 1020 and encodes 339 amino acids. NCBI's taxonomy places the organism in Eukaryota, Fungi, Basidiomycota, Tremellomycetes, Trichosporonales, Trichosporonaceae. The record is from RefSeq and is a predicted model, not a curated record. The transcript is spliced from 2 exons.